Molecule: messenger RNA, 228 nt
Organism: Letharia columbiana
Lineage: Eukaryota; Fungi; Ascomycota; Lecanoromycetes; Lecanorales; Parmeliaceae
Exons: 1
Coding region: 1-228 (75 amino acids)
Source: RefSeq, a predicted model, not a curated record
AUGACGAAAUGCUGGUACCCCAAAACGCACAACCAUAUCGCACCUUCUAACCACGAUGACAUUCGAGCCUACGACGACAGCGGGACGGUCAAGGAAGCUACGAUUUCGAGACAAUUCGGUGGGAACAGUGAGUCGCCCGUGUCUGCGGAGAAUGAGUGUUUUCCGGAUUUUAUGAUCGUGACGACUGAGAGUCUGGAUGAGGGAGGGGGCCUGGGAAUGAGAUCCUGA